AUGAGAGAAACCAGCACCCUCAGAAUACAGGAGGAUGAGGCUUUUCACCUCUGUUUGCCAUGCAAGCAGGCAGUGCGACCACCCUCUCAGCUGACGCGGCAGGGCUUCGCAAGAGCUGUGAGACCUGCUCACAGCGGACAGGUCGGUCAGAGACCGCAUCCGGAUGGUUCCGGAUGGUGCAACCUGACGCACAGGUUUUCCCCGGUCCUUCUCUCUCCGCGGGCAAAGAGAAGAAGGCGGGAGUUCAGCCCUUCUGUUCUGAGUUUGAUAAAGGCUUGUUAUGUUCGCUCUCCUCCAGUUCAGCGAAGAGAGGGAGACGAUUAUCUGAUAUGCUCGUCGUCAAGGGAGCAAGCCAUAAAAGACGCAGAGAUUGUCCUGAAUCACCUCAGAGACUUGGGUUUCAGGAUAAACAUGAUAAAGAGCCGGCUGGUGCCCUCUCAACAUACGGAGUAUUUAGGGCUCAACUUGGACUCCCUUUCGUAUCAAGUCACAUUGACGGAAGAGAGAAUAGCGUCUUUCACACAAUGUCUCGCUCGUUUUCAGAGGGGACGAGUGGUCCCGUACAGGCUGUGCUUACGAAUGCUGGGGCUUAUGGCUUCGGUGAUCACGAUCGGGGAUUCCCUUUGGGGCGGUUUCAUCGAGAGUAACUAUGACAACGGACGAGUCCUUAAAGGGUUGGGGAUCAACUCUAAUGUGCAGAACUGUGAACGGCGCCUGGCCACCACAGCUGAUGCACUGAAAACGGACAACACCACAGUGGUUGCUUACAUCAACCAUCAGGGAGGCACAUGCUCCCUUCAGCUGCAUCGGUUGGCGAUGAAGCUGAUCGUGUGGAGCGACACACGGCUUCUGUCUCUCCGGGCGACUCACGUUCUGGGGAUCUUGAACAGAGGGGCAGAUUUACUGUCCAGGGGAAAUCCCCUUUACCCCUCUGAGAGAUGGAAUCUGAAUGCGGCUGGCUUGCCCUCGUCAGUUAUACAUACUAUACAGAGUGUGAGAGCCUCCUCUACAUAGUCCUCUCUUUAUAGCAAUAAAUGCCGUGUUUUUGAAGAAUGGUGUGGGUGGAGAGUGAUUAUCCCUUUUCAGUGCUCUAUUAGGGAUAUAUUAUGCUUCCUCCAAGAUCUGCUUGAUAAAAGGAAGGCUUUCUCCACCAUUAAGGUGUACCUGGCAGCUAUUUCAGCCUGCCAUGUAGGUUUUGGUGACAAGUUGGCAGGCCGGCACCCUUUAAUAAGUUGUUUUAUGAAGGGGGCGCGCCGCAUACGGCUGGUGUCUAGGCGGAUGGUUCCUUUAUGGGAUCUGCCCGUCGUCUUAGAAGCCUUGUCUCAACAUCUUUUUGAGCCGAUAGAGGCGGUGAGUCUUAAGUAUCUCUCUCUUAAGACGGCACUGCUCCUGGCUUUGGUGACAGCCAAGCGUGUGAGUGAUUUACAUGCUUUGUCGGUUAGCCUGUCUUGCUUACAAUUCGCUCCGGGGCUCACUAAAGUUUCUUUUCAUCCUAACCCUGCUUUUGUGCCCAAGGUUUUGGAGUCGGCAUAUAGGUGCCCAUCUAAUGAACUGGCGGCUUUUCAUCCUCCACCGUUUUCUUCUCCGGAGGAGCAGAAACUUCAUGCAUUAUGCCCGGUGCCGGCUCCUCAGGCGUAUGUGGACAGGACAGCUGGUUUCAGAACUUGUGACCAGCUGUUUGUGUCUUGGGCUACUCCUCACACAGGGAAGCCGUUAUCUCCAUCCCGCUGGAUUGUGGAGGCGAUUGUGGCUUAUGGUUGCAGGGGUCUUCAGCCCCCUACGGGUUUGAGAGCCCACUCCACUAGGGGUAUGGCCACAUCAUGGCUCAGAGGAGUUUCUGUUCUGGACAUUUGCUCGGCGGUGAGUUGGGCAACGCCGCAUAAGUUUUUGUGAUUCUAUAGGCUAGACGUUUCGGAACCGUCCUUAGCACACGCAGUGCUGGGAGCCGGUACUACCGAGCGAAGUUAG
Messenger RNA from Tachysurus fulvidraco (yellow catfish), 1968 nucleotides. RefSeq lists its product as uncharacterized. The record is from RefSeq and is a predicted model, not a curated record. NCBI's taxonomy places the organism in Eukaryota, Metazoa, Chordata, Actinopteri, Siluriformes, Bagridae.